AAGGAGCGGGUGGGCGGGGCUCAUACGUCAAACAGUCCUCCGUCACGGGGGGCGGGCCUUCCCAGGGGAUUUAAUUCGGGCCAGUAAUUUUUUAUUGAGCGCCUCUUGUGAAUCAGACACUGAACGCACUAAGCGUUGAAGAAGCGGAUGAAUGAAGCCAGGGACAAGUCGUUCGGUGUGAAUCUAGUGUGGCCGUUGUCCUGGUUCCCCGCAGUCUUUCUUCUCCCACCCCAUGAAGCCCCACCGCAACUCCCCUGCAGGCAGCAUGCCCGGACCCUGUGGUACGACAGGCCCAAGUACGUGUUCAUGGAGUUUUGUGUUGAAGACAGCACCGAUGUCCAUGUGCUCAUCGAAGACCAUCGUAUUGUGUUCAGCUGCAAGAAUGCCGAUGGACUGGAGUUGUACAAUGAGAUUGAAUUCUAUGCUAAGGUGAACUCCAAGGACUCUCAGGAUAAGCGCUCUGGUCGCUCCAUUACUUGCUUUGUGAGGAAAUGGAAGGAGAAGGUGGCCUGGCCCCGACUCACCAAAGACGAUAUCAAGCCAGUGUGGUUGUCUGUGGACUUUGAUAACUGGAGGGACUGGGAAGGGGAUGAAGAGGUGGAGCUGGCUCAGGUGGAACAUUACGCAGAGCUUUUGAAGAAGGUCAACACCAAGAGACCUCCCCCUGGCAUGGAUGACCUGGAUGAUGAUUCUGACAGCGCUGAUGCAACAAGUAAUUGACUUCUGUACGGCAGAGCUGGGGAGGAAGCUGGGGCAUCUUCCAGUUGCUCUGAAAAGCUAGGGCCGGGGUCUUUGCCAGCUCUUCAGCUGUGGGAUCUCUGGGAUCUCUGAACCUUCCUAAAAGCUCUUUUUUUUUUUUUAAAUUUAUUUGAGAGAAAGAAAGCAUGCAUAUGAGCAGGGGGGAGGGGCAGAGGGAGGGAGAAUCUCAAGCAGACUCCCCGCUGAGCAUAGAGUCCAAGAUGGGGCUCCAUCCCAGGACCCUGAGAUCAUGACCUGAGCUGAAAUCAAGAGUUUAGGUCAUUUCACUGACUGAGCCACCCAGGUGCCCCUUUUUUGAAGCUCUUUUUCAGGGUCCUCUUCGUGUUUUAUUUGUUCUUCCCAGGCACCUGAGUAUGGCUGCAUCAGAUGGCAGGAUAGGAGAGGAGGAGACUGGCGGGGCUCUUGAAUUUCUACCAAUUGCCUGUAAUCUUUGUGUUUGGGCCAGUCAUCAGGGCUCCCUUGAGUAUUCGAGCAUGUGUAUAUAUGUGGUAGAGCAAAAGCCAAAGAAGCAGCAGAUAGAUUAUAAUAAACCUGCAAGAACUCU
Molecule: messenger RNA, 1303 nt
Organism: Ailuropoda melanoleuca (giant panda)
Lineage: Eukaryota; Metazoa; Chordata; Mammalia; Carnivora; Ursidae
Gene: PTGES3L
Product: prostaglandin E synthase 3 like
Exons: 7
Coding region: 148-720 (190 amino acids)
Biological process (GO): chaperone-mediated protein complex assembly; protein folding
Cellular component (GO): nucleus; cytosol
Molecular function (GO): Hsp90 protein binding; protein-folding chaperone binding
Source: RefSeq, a predicted model, not a curated record